This is a messenger RNA of Annulohypoxylon truncatum, 2793 nucleotides long. RefSeq lists its product as uncharacterized. Gene Ontology annotation, molecular function: RNA binding. Gene Ontology annotation, cellular component: cytoplasmic stress granule. Lineage: Eukaryota; Fungi; Ascomycota; Sordariomycetes; Xylariales; Hypoxylaceae. Bases 1 to 2793 code for a protein of 930 amino acids. Gene Ontology annotation, biological process: cytoplasmic stress granule assembly. The record is from RefSeq and is a predicted model, not a curated record. The transcript has 4 exons.
AUGUCUUUCCAAAAGAAGGACAUCCCGGAUGCCAGAGUCAUGGGGGUCAACUCUGGUAAGGGUGAUAUUAAGCAGAAUGGCUCGACAGCAAGCCCUCAGAACAACUUCCGAACUGAUAGUGCUAUCUCCACUACUCCUCGCCCAGGUCGUGAGCGAGUCUUGCAACCAUGGGUGGGACCAAGCAGCUCAGAUGGACUCGAUAUGAGUUUAGAGAAGUCGUCUGGAAGCGGUGGCGCUUGGGAUCAGUUCGCCGCGAAUGAGCGUCAGUUUGGAAUCAAGAGCACCUAUGACGAGAAUAUUUACACGACCGCAAUUGAUAAGAGCCAUCCGCAAUAUAAGGAACGUGUGGCUGCAGCGGAAAAGAAGGCGAGAGAGAUUGAACGAAGCGCAGCAGCCACUGCUCAUGUUGCUGAAGAGAGAGUCAUGGAUUACACUGGCGGCGAUGAUGCGGGUGGUGAUGAAGAGGACAAGUACAGUGGUGUUAAGCGACAUGAUUUCCCCCCCUUACCUAACAGCCGGGAGAACAAGUAUACCCCACCGGCAAGACGAGCGCCAGCUGCAGCGUCGAGUGUAAAGGGCGCGCCCGUUGACCCUGCCAUCAUAUCGUCGCAGCUCAAGCAGAAGAACCAGCCUAUUAUUCCGAAGCAGGACGAUGGCAAAUCUCGCACGGUCCCUAAAACAGAAGCACCCGUAGCAUCUCCUGCCGGCAAACCGGCUGAGACUAAGCCUGAUGGAAAAGUUGAGCCACAGGCGAAGCCGGCGGAAGGUAAAGUGGCGAACCAACCCACAGCUUCGUUGAAGCCAUCUGCGGCUACCAGCCGAACUAUCUCGCCUCAGGCCAAGGAUGGUCAAGGUGUUCCUCCUAGUGCUACUUCCACCGUCGAACGGGACGUGCUCAAGGAAUUCAAGACGUUCGCCAACCAGCAGCGGUUGAACGCCGAGAAAGCCCGCAGCACUAAGGCUAAAGCCGACAAGGAAGUGAAGUUAAUCGAACUGAAGAAGUUUGCUGAUAGCUUCAAGCUACCGACUCCAGUUCCCAUGGACUUGAUUUCAAUCAUUGCUAAAGACCCUGCAAAACAGAGAGAGAUUCAAGAGAAGGCGAAGCGUGACGCUGCCGAAGUCGCCAAGAGAAAGGCCGAAGAAGCCGCUGCUAAGGAGAAGAAGGGUGCCGCCACUAAAGAAGCUCAAGUCACUACGACAUCACAGGCGCCUCCUGAGAACAGGACUAGCCGUCCAACUUCUAACGCUCCGAGCGCAGCAAACGCACCGGCUCCCUCUCGUCACCAGGGUAAUCGUUCGAGUUAUGCGCCUUCUUAUCCUUACCAAGGCAACCGUGGAGGUCCGCAGCAUAUACAACCGGGUGGCCGCCAAGGAAACCUGGGCGGGCGUCUCCGAGCGUUAGAUGCGCAAAAGGCGCAAGGCCAGGACGGUCGAUUACCUCCAACCGGCCCUGCCAACACAACUGAUCCCUCUUUCAACCGUCGCAUGGGCGGUGUAUCGGGUCAUUUGAGUGGGAAACUGAAUCCCAACAGUCACGAGUUUCGACCCAGUGUGUUUGCACCUACAUUCAGUCCUAAUGGCCAUCCUAGCGCAGGCUCAAGUCCGCGCUCAGCUGUGAAUCAUGCGACUGAAAUACAGUCUGCUAAUUCGACUACCACGCAUGCAAUUCUCAUUGUCGUGACUAAGAAGAAGAAGGCGGUUGACAAGAAGAAGUGUAACAUUUUGGCUUUUGUGAAGACGAUUCAACCGCCCGAGAACAAGAAUUGGAAUGAGAAUGAUGGACUCCGACCAUCUUACGACACCCCACCUACCUGGCGUUCCGCAACUGAUGACGAGAAGCCUGAUUCUACUAUGCGACUGUCUUACGAUGAAUACUUUGAGAGACAACCGUUUAACGCACAGCCUACUCCUAACCCUCCCCACCUGCUUCCUCAGCUGGCUCAUCAACACCAGCUGCCCCUUCACAUGCAACAUGGUGCUCACCCUUCUGCACCGCGACACUCACCUCACGUACCUCCCGUUCAAGUUCAUGGACAGCAUAAUCCUGUCCAUGCUCCAUUCAACCCGGACGACCAUAGAAUGAUGCAUUCUAACUCGUCUCAGUCUUAUUCAUCCCCAAGAAUGGGUCAAGUACCGAUGGUCUAUCCACCUAACAUGAAUUCGGCUCAGAUGCCAUACAACCAGCACAUGAUGCCUGCAUUUAUGGGCCCCGGAGGAGCACCGCCGAUGAACCAGUUCAACCGCAGCUUCUCAAACACCCCUCAGUAUGCGCCGCCGCAACAGGGAGGAAUGGGUGCGCCUAUGAUGAUGCAGCCGCAAUUCAUGACGCCGCAGCCCAUGGUCGCUGCUCCUCCGCAAAUGCCGUACCCCGCUGCCGGCCACUUACAGUUCAUGCCUCCCGGUACCACCCCGCCGCAACCGAUGCCUGGAACCAAUGGCUAUCCAAGUCCGGGAAGGCCAGCAGCAACUAUGAUGGCGCACCAAGGAUCACAGCAGGGACAGCCGAUCGGAUAUGGCAUGAGCCCCGGCAUGCAAUAUCAGCAGCCGGUGACUUUCGUGCCACAACAGCAGGGCCAGAUGAAUAACAUGCGAGGAUAUAACAAUCCCGGCCCUCAACAACACUUUGGAACGAGCCCGCAACAAGUCCACCAGUACGGACCGCCGCACCGAAACGGAAGUAACAACUUCAAGAAUUACCAGAAUCACAACCAACACCAAGGUCCGCAAGGUGGGCACGCGAUUCCAGCGGGGCCUCAAGGUCGAUCUUCGGACGGCCCUGACGAAGCUAAGUGA